GAGUGGCCGAGUGGGACGGCCUUCCUCGCUGGCCUCUUUGAGAUAAUUCUCUCUCUCUCUCUCUUUCUCGGACAAGCUCAUGGCCCCUGGUUUUCUUCUCCAGCUCUGGUUAUAUAAUCUAAAGUCUCCGUACAUUUUUAUCAUUUGGACAGCAAAUCCCAACUCCUCUGGAUCAUUUAUCUAUAGCUUCUGGAUUAUUUAUCUACAGCUUCUGGAUCAGAAGAAUACAAGAGGAGGAAGGUUCUUCAGCCGCAUAGAAUCUGAAGGAAAUCGGAGAAUUUGGUUCGUGCGUCUUGGAUGAAGGAUAGAGAAUAGUAAAGGGGUUGUGGGUUUUGGAAUUCGGGGUGUUUGGUGUGUGGGUUUGUGGGUGUUUUUGGAGAGGAAGUGGUGGGAUAGGGAUAGUACGUUCUGGUUUGAUGAUGACAAUUGAGGCAGGGUUCGUCGAGAAUAAGAGGGACAAGGUUGGGCGUCCGAAUAAUAAGAUGAUUAGGAAGAAGAAGAAAUGCAUGAGACCCAAGCGUCGUCGCGUGCUGCAGAAGCUGUUCUUGUCGUGCCGGGAGGUGUUCAAGGGUCCUGGAACCGUGCCUCUGCCUCGAGAUGUGCAGAAGCUGUGCCACAUUCUCAACAGAAUGAAACCUGAAGAUGUAGGGCUUAGCAAGGAUCUUCUUUUCUUCCAGCCUGGAAGAGAAGUUAAGGGAACUCCAAGAAUCAUGUGCACAACCAUAUACAAGUGCAAAAAUUUUUCGUUGUGCAUCUUCUUUCUUCCCCAGACUGCUGUCAUCCCGCUUCAUAACCACCCUGGGAUGACUGUUUUUAGCAAGCUUCUCUUAGGAUCAAUGCACAUCAAGUCAUAUGAUUGGGCUGAUUCUGACAAAUUAGAGGAACCUGGACCCUCAACCAGUGUUAGACUGGCGAGGUUGAAGGCCAAUGCAGUGUUCACAGCGCCAUGCAAUACAUCUGUUUUGUAUCCCACAUCUGGAGGCAACAUCCACGAAUUCACAGCUCUAACACCAUGUGCAGUUCUUGAUGUGCUUGGCCCUCCUUAUUCGAAAGAAGAUGGCCGAGAUUGCAACUACUACAAGGAUUUUCCUUACUCCAGCCACUCGGAUGGAGAUGGAGAAGAAGAGGCCAAGGAGAGAGGAAGUUCUUAUGGAUGGUUGGAAGAGAUCGAGAUGCCCGAGGACUUGAUGGAUGGAGUUGAGUACCUUGGUCCACCCAUCAGAGAAACUAAUUGUUAGAUGUCCAUUCUACACUGUUUAACCACACAAAAUAGAUCCUUUGUUUUUUUUUUUUUGGGUUCUUUCAUUUGUUGGGGCAUUUCAAACCUUUUCCUUGGCUCUUUGGUGUGUAGUCUCACAUUUAAUUUACACUCAGUAUAGAUUUUUUAUUUUUCUUUCA
Nelumbo nucifera (sacred lotus) is the source of this 1398-nucleotide messenger RNA. RefSeq names its product plant cysteine oxidase 2-like. The record is from RefSeq and is a predicted model, not a curated record. Gene Ontology annotation, molecular function: oxidoreductase activity, acting on single donors with incorporation of molecular oxygen, incorporation of two atoms of oxygen. NCBI's taxonomy places the organism in Eukaryota, Viridiplantae, Streptophyta, Magnoliopsida, Proteales, Nelumbonaceae.